Messenger RNA from Prionailurus viverrinus (fishing cat), 6149 nucleotides. RefSeq names its product transforming growth factor beta receptor 1 (gene TGFBR1). Gene Ontology annotation, molecular function: activin binding; transforming growth factor beta receptor activity, type I; ATP binding. NCBI's taxonomy places the organism in Eukaryota, Metazoa, Chordata, Mammalia, Carnivora, Felidae. Bases 1 to 1752 code for a protein of 583 amino acids. The transcript has 10 exons. The record is from RefSeq and is a predicted model, not a curated record. Gene Ontology annotation, biological process: activin receptor signaling pathway; protein phosphorylation; nervous system development. Gene Ontology annotation, cellular component: activin receptor complex; plasma membrane.
AUGGACGCGCAGCCCCGGAGCAGUUACAAAGGGCCGGAGCGAGGCCGCCGCGGCGGCGGGAGGUGGGGCGAGGCAGGGCUUGCUCAGGCGAGGCGGCGGCCGGGCCGGACCGGGCCACAGGCGGUGGCGGCGGGACCAUGGAGGCGGCGGCCGCUGCUCCGCGUCCCCGGCUGCUCCUCCUCGUGCUGGCGGCGGCGGCGACGCUGGCCCCGGGGGCGACGGAUGCAGAUUUCAGAAGUGAGAGUGUGGGAAAAUGUGCAUCAUAGAAUGGAGGAAGCUGUAGCUGCUGGUAGAUAUUGGGGCCUGGAAGCAAAAGGUGACCAAGCAUUACAGUGUUUCUGCCACCUUUGUACAAAAGACAAUUUUACUUGUGUGACAGAUGGGCUCUGCUUUGUCUCUGUCACAGAGACCACAGACAAAGUUAUACACAAUAGCAUGUGUAUAGCUGAAAUUGACCUAAUUCCCCGAGACAGGCCGUUUGUGUGUGCACCGUCUUCAAAAACCGGCUCUGUCACUACAACAUAUUGCUGCAAUCAGGACCACUGCAAUAAAAUAGAACUCCCGACUGUUGGCCCUUUUUCAGGAAAGCCAUCAUCUGGCCUUGGUCCCGUCGAAUUGGCAGCUGUCAUUGCUGGACCAGUCUGCUUCGUCUGCAUCUCACUCAUGUUAAUGGUUUAUAUCUGCCAUAAUCGUACUGUCAUUCACCAUCGAGUGCCAAACGAAGAGGAUCCUUCCUUAGAUCGUCCUUUUAUUUCAGAGGGCACUACGUUGAAAGAUUUAAUUUAUGAUAUGACAACAUCGGGUUCUGGAUCAGGUUUACCAUUGCUCGUUCAGAGAACAAUUGCAAGAACUAUUGUGUUACAAGAAAGUAUUGGCAAAGGUCGAUUUGGAGAAGUUUGGCGGGGAAAAUGGCGAGGAGAAGAAGUUGCUGUCAAAAUAUUCUCCUCUAGAGAAGAACGCUCGUGGUUCCGUGAGGCCGAGAUUUAUCAGACUGUAAUGUUACGCCAUGAAAACAUCUUGGGAUUUAUAGCGGCAGACAAUAAAGACAACGGUACAUGGACUCAGCUCUGGUUGGUGUCAGAUUAUCAUGAGCAUGGAUCCCUUUUUGAUUAUUUGAACAGAUACACAGUGACCGUGGAAGGAAUGAUAAAACUCGCUUUGUCCACAGCAAGUGGACUUGCCCAUCUUCACAUGGAGAUUGUUGGUACCCAAGGGAAACCAGCCAUUGCUCAUAGAGAUUUGAAGUCCAAGAAUAUCUUAGUAAAGAAGAAUGGAACUUGCUGCAUUGCAGACUUAGGACUGGCAGUAAGACACGAUUCAGCCACAGAUACGAUUGAUAUUGCUCCAAACCACAGAGUGGGAACAAAAAGGUACAUGGCCCCCGAAGUUCUAGAUGAUUCCAUAAACAUGAAACACUUUGAAUCCUUCAAACGUGCUGACAUCUAUGCAAUGGGCUUAGUAUUCUGGGAAAUAGCUCGACGAUGUUCCAUUGGUGGAAUUCAUGAAGAUUACCAGCUGCCUUAUUAUGAUCUUGUACCUUCUGAUCCAUCAGUUGAAGAAAUGAGAAAAGUUGUUUGUGAACAGAAGUUAAGGCCAAAUAUUCCAAACAGAUGGCAGAGUUGUGAAGCCUUGAGAGUAAUGGCUAAAAUUAUGAGAGAAUGUUGGUAUGCCAACGGAGCUGCUAGACUUACAGCUUUGAGGAUUAAGAAAACAUUGUCACAACUCAGUCAACAGGAAGGCAUCAAAAUGUAGUUCUGCGGCUUCGCCUGAACUCUGCUUUUCUUCAGAUCUGCUCCUGGGUUUUAAUUUGGGAGGUCAGCUGUUCUACCUCACUGAGAGGGAAUAGAAGGAUAUUGCUUCCUUUUGCGACAGUGUAAUAAGGUCAAUGAGAAACUCCCCAGGAUUUCUUUGGACCCAGGAAACAGCCAUGUGGGUCCUUUCUCUGCACUAUGAACACUUCUUUCCCAGGACAGUUACAAAGUGUUGUGUAGUCUACCUUUAUUUUUUAUUAACACAAAACUUGGUUGUUGUUUUGUUUUUUUAAAGAUGAUUGCUGAUCUUAACUUUAGGUUAACUCUGCUGUGCUGAAGAUCAUCUUUAAGGGUAAAGGAGCUGGAUUGUUGAGUUACACGAAACAUUUCUUAUUUUUCAAGAAAGUGAUUUUAUUCCUGGUUAGUACAUUCUCAGAGGAUUCUGAACCACUAAAGAGUUUCCUUGAUUCAGACUUUGAAUGUACUGGUCUAUAAUUUUCAGGAUCUUAAAACUAACACUUAUAAAACUCUUAUCUUGAGUCUAAAAAUGACCUCAUAUAGUAGUGAGGAACAUAAUUUAUGCAAUUGUAUUUUGUAUACUAUUACUGUUCUUUCACAUAUUCAGAACAUUACAUGCCUUCAAAAUGGGAUUGUACUAUACCAGUAAGUGCCGCUUCUGUGUCUUUCUAAUGGAGAUGAAUAGAAUUGCUUAAAGUCUGUGUGUCUUAAAACCUGUAGUAUUUUAAUUCAAGAAGUUUAUUUAUCUGGGUAGCCCAGACUUUCUCUGUCUAGUUUUUUGGAGGAAUUUUUGUAGUAUGUCAUUUGGUAGUCCAUUUUGAAAAUGCCUUUCUCCUACCAAAAUGUGCUUAAACCACUAAAGAAAUGAAGUGGCAUUAAUUGGUAAAUGUUAUCACGGUCAUAUUUGAAUAUUCUCACUUCAAGCUUUUGCAUUUAAAUUGUGUUGUCUAAGUAUACCUUAAGUCAAGUGGCACUCUAGAUGCUUAUAGUACUUUAAUAAUUUAAAACUUGUAGCCUACAGACUAAUUUUUCUAAAAGGGAAAAUUUGUCUAGCUGCUUGUGAAAAGUUGUGUGGCAUUCUGUAAGCCAUUUUUUUCUUUAUCUGAUCAAAGACAGUGUUAUUUUUUUAAGAAAUGAAUUACAUUUAAAAUUAGGAUAUGGUUGAUGUUAAAUAAUAGGUUUUUUUCUAGGAAGGUAAAGGUAAUUAAUAAUUUGAAUAGCUAACAGGUGUGCAAGAGAGUCACAUUCGUCAUGUCGGAGUCAGUGUUCAGUGGGCUUUCUGUCUUUGUAACUAAGGUCAGAGUUUGUGUGGUUCUGGAGUCUUACUACCCUUUGAAGAAGGCAGCUUCUAAUUCAGUCUUUCCCUCCGUGUGCGCAUACUGUGCACAAGUGCUUAAUCUCCAUGGUUAUGUAACGAGUUCAGUACACCCUUGAUUUUUGGGAGUGGUAGCUAAAGAACAUUCUGAGUAUAGGUUCUCCAUUUACAGAUGUUUUUAGUCAAAUUAAAUGUCUCAAGCAAACUUGUCGUGGUCUUCACAUUAACUUGAAACUAACUUACAAUAACUGGUUUUUACUUCCAGUGCUAAAAGCCCUUUAGGGCUUUUAUAAUUUUCAGAGUUCUCUUUAUCACUGUGAUCUUAUUCUGACGGGAGAGAAAAAACUAUCAGAGCAAUGAGGCAAGACAUUGACUUUAUACUGCUAUCAGUUUCUAAAUGAAAGGGUCAGAAUAACCUUUACAGUAUUUUGGUCAGUAAGAGAUAGUGGCCAUUUACACUGACUGGGCUGCAUUCUGAUAAUGUCUUAUCUCUUAUACAUAGAAUAAAUUUGAAAGACUAUUUGGUCUUAAAGCCAAAGUAAUUUUAGAAUGAAUGACAUAUACAUAGGAAUUUAGUGUCAAUUUCAUGUGUUUAAAAACAUCAUGGGGAAAAUGUGCUUAGAGGUUAAUAUUUUGACUCCAAAUCUGAGUUUUUUCUGUAGUUGCCAUGAUUUUAAUUUUGUCAAAGCAAAUGAAUGAGUUUGAGGGGUUUGUUUUUAUAGAUAUGUUAGAUUUCCUGUUUAAUAAACUCUAGCUCUGUGAUUAUAAGUACCUUUUUUUUUUUUUUUUUUUUUUUUUUUUUUUGGCCAUUUCUAAGCCUACCAGAUCUGCUUUAUGAAAUCCAGGGGACCAAUGCUAAAACUAUUUUUAUAUAAUUUUAAGAACAUACCAAAAGUUCUUGUCUGAUUUGAAAUUGUGAUACAUAAUUUCUCACUUUCCUAUAAGGUAAUCAACUUUUACUGAAGAUGAUCUUUAUUGAAUCAAAGAUUGAGUUGCAGUUAUACUGUUCUUGCCUAAGUGAAUAAAAUGUACUUUUGGGGAGUCAGGGAAUUUUUUUUUAAAGUUGGAGUUUAGUUCUAAACUGGGUUUAUUAUUGCAGCAAAUUCCUUUUUUGGCUAAUGAGUUUGAUAAACCCCAUUUGGCUAAUACUGGAAACGGAAGUCACUUAAAAGAUGAAAUAGAUCCUGAUUGCUAAGGCCAUAACUGCAGAUAAGUUUGACUAGGGUGUUAAUUUUGUCACUCAGAAACACAAGCCUUUGUUUAUGCUGCCUGUCUUCAGACGUUCACCUUCCAAGAUUAAACUUGGCUUAAAAUGUACCUUCAGACCAGUUACCUGUCCACGUCCAUUUUGUCAGUACCCUGGAGGACUGGGGAUGAGGGAGGUACGACCCAGUGGGGCACAGGUGUCCCUGGUCCUUCCUUUAUAACUUCAGCUUAGUUUUCUCAACCGGCCUUCCUGCUCAGAGACCAUUGCCUUGCCGCCACCAUGCCCUGCCCAUAUCCCCUCAGCAGCCUUUUGACUGAAUAGCUGCUUUUGGUAUCUAAAUGGUUGAUGGAAACGUAGGACGUGCUUCCAUUUCUUCGAGUCAUGGGGUGUUGCUGGGAGGGCUCUCCCAAGUUUGGAGAUUGGGUGGGUGAUGGCCCUGCUGGCUGCCUUGGUGUGACUUCAGUUAUGGCCAGGGAGUGGGAAGGCAGCAAGGUGGCAGUAUGGCAAUAGGAGUUGUGCCAGAAGCAGUGGCCGAUCCUACCCGCUGUGGGACAGGGUAAGGUCUGAAGAAGGGAGCCUGUGAUUCUGCUGUAAUGUUAAUGCUCAAGAAGUGCCUCGAGUCAGUGCACAGUGCCAUGGCCAUCAAGAUUUCCAAAUUUCAGUUCUCUUUACAACAUUUAGUGAUCAGCUCAUGCGUGAGCUACCUUCUGUUCCCCCUCUACAUCGUGAACUGUCCCACUUAGACUGUUUUGUGAAACAAGAUGGCCUAUUGCCAAUUAAAAUGCAGAACAAAAUCAGUAUCCCAGUAGACCUGUCAUAUCAAGAGUUUAUUUUUAUCCUUGCACUGAAAGAGUGAUUAUAAGUCAACUGUUUCUUUUUGUUUCUUGACUGUGGCAGUGUUCUGGCUCCAAAUGAUGGAAUUUCCAAACAGUGGUUCUGUUACAGCUUGGCAGGAAAUGCCAAUUCAGAUAUUUUUGAGAUCCUAAAGAAUAGGUCUGGACAUGUAAUCUGUAGCUUCUUGAGUGUGAUUAAGAACGCUGAAAUACCCACGGGCCCCUUCUGGCAGUGCUGGGAUUCUAAGUCAUUCUGAGGAUUGUCAGUACAUUCAAGCUUUUCCACACCAUUAUGCAAUCUUACUUGUAAUUGUAAACUUCUAAGAAUGUGGUUAAUAAUAUUCAACCUGUUUCUUAAAACUUAAAAAGAACUUAAGUGAAUUUGUUUUUAUUUUUUAACAAGAUUUAUGAAUUGAAUAUCGUGAACCGUGUUUUGAUAUCCCUUUUUCACCUUGUGCCAAUGGAAUGGGGUGUUUGAUAUUUCUUUCUAUGUCAAGGAGAUGCUUCAAAAUGUCAAUUGCUUUAAACUUAAAUUACCUCUCAAGAGACCAAGGUACAUUUACCUCAUUGUAUAUAUAAUGUUUAAUAUUUGUCAGAGCAUUCUCCAGGUUUGCAGUUUUAUUUCUAUAAAGUAUGAGUGUUAUGUUGCUAAAUUACUCAAAUGGUACUGUAUUGUUUAUAUUUGUACCCCAAAUAACAUCUUCUAUACUCUCUGUUUUCUGUAUUUUAUUGUAUUCGUGCAAAAUUCUUUUGGCUUUUACCAGUGUAACCUCUGCCCUUUCGGAUGUGUACAGAAAAUGUCCAUGUAAAUUUUCAUUUAAGUUGAAUGAUUUUGAGAAACCUAUAAAGAGGAAAGAAAAACAAAGACGACAGUUCCCCAGAAGUUUUUAAAAAUUGUAUAUUGUAUUUGUAGUAAUAUUCUGAAUGAGCUGUAAAUAGGAAGUAGAAGAGCGAUGCUUAUGUCGGGUCCUAACACUACAGUAGAGAAGUGGAAGCAAUGCAAAUAAAUGACUUUUUUUUCCCAA